Molecule: messenger RNA, 3773 nt
Organism: Amoebophrya sp. A25
Lineage: Eukaryota; Dinophyceae; Syndiniales; Amoebophryaceae
Source: the annotation of a GenBank genome assembly
ACCACUUGUAGCGCCAUUGUAUUGUGAAAACAUGAAAAAGAACGCCACAACAAGAGAGAGAGAGACAGACAGACGAGGCCAUAUUGACGAAUCUAGAUGGGGUUCUGCCAAGACAGACGAGAUCAUCUACGCGGCUCUUAUACUAUGCAGAAAGGACCAGGACCUCAUGCUCAUGCACAAGGAGAUCAUUCUUGUACUUGAGAAUACUCAUAACUCCUUCACCUAGUACAUGUCAUGACUCGGUUCAGUAUCAGUUGAUCUGUUGAAUUUCUCCCAUCUUCACCACCCUUCAGUUUAAGCCUGUUGGAGGUAGAAACUUGAAGUUUUUAUUCAGUAUACUGUAAAAACCACCUCCUCGGACUUGUUUGUACUUGUAGGUGCAGUUUCUUGUGAUAUUGAAAAGGUAACAAAGUUGUCGAUUUCCCCCAACAAGUAAUUUUUAGACCUGCUGGGCCAACCUUCCCCUAGUGGAACGGUUGCAGCUCCUCGUUUUUUUAAGACGCAUGUUGCUUGUUACAUAGAACGCGUCAUGGUUUCUUGAUUUAAGUAACCACAUGAAUUUCGUAAAAGUAUUGAAUUUUCGACCACUCUUGUGAUCAUAAUCCGAGUCCGAAAACUUAAAGAAGUAGAAGUACUCAAAAGUUUAUUAAGUUUGUCACAGUCGAUCCGUUGGCAUCACUUAUCUCUCAUCAACAAGACUUCUACCCUACCCGCCUAUACCCACACCCACGAACAAGAUGACCACGACCGAAGAUAUGACGUGUAAUGCCACGACUCGGGGCGACUCCACCUCUCCUGCCAAGGGUCGUAAGGAAACAGUGAUGCCUCAGUCAGAAAAGAUCGUUUACCCGAUUGAUUCUGUUGCUUUCCUAGGAGCUGGUAUGAAUAUCGGGCAACCCUUGAAGGGUCUCGAAGUGGCACCCGAAGCUGUCAGGAGCUCGAAUUUGCAAGGGUUGGUACGGAAGUUGGGGUAUUUCAUGUCUGUCGUGCUCUCGUAGAAGAGAAUGACACAUGAUUGACAAUGUGCAUCUAGCUUUAUUUCGCGGUGAAUUAGUACUACUCUUCCAGCACAUAAGUACUCAAGAACACUGAAAAUGAAUUUCACCAACACUCAACACUACAACGUUGACUCAUCAAUCCAAUAAAAGAUACGGUUGGUAUGACCAUGGUGACUUGGAUUUUGACCGAUAUUUUCGACAGAAGAAGCUUGUCAAAAAGGGUUCCGAACCUACUGCGAAAGGGAUGACGAAGAAAAAUUUUGACAAGUGGCGUUCGCAAGCAAGCACACGUUUGAGCUUUGGCGCUUGGUUAGCGAAAGAAGCAGAAAUUAGCAGUACAGCUCCGAGUGAAGACGAACAAGAGAAAGCUGAGGGCAGCGAAGCUGAAGGACAAGUCGGACGUGGUGUAGUGAAUCAGGAUGAAGCGACCACGGUACUUGGUCUGUUGAUUGCAAUCAUUUCUAUGUAUAUCAAUGUCACUCUAUUCCUAGUUAGCUUGGCUCCACCCGUAUAUCAAUGUCACUCUAUGAUCACUGGUUCAGUUGAUGUCAUAAAAAUCAACAUAGUAUUCUCGUUUCUUUAAGAACUUUAUCACAUUAUUACUUAUGUGAAUUUUCUUCUCGACAGGAGACCACACAGACAGCACUAGAUGUGAAAGCAAAGUCUAUCAUCUCAUUCACUAAUUAUCCCAUACUCCCUAAUUACCCUUAUUUCCCCAGGCUCUUCUCCAAAGAGCGGUUUCUAAAGAGGGGAAAUCGAGUGAGCCUUCAGCCGAAUGCGCCAAGUACUACCUGGACUAUCCCGUCGACAACUUGCAUUUAGUCGGACCAGCCUGUCAAUUUGUGCACGAUCGAGUCUUGCAGAUCCAGAAGGAACGACCAGGACAAUUCAUGUUAUGGAAUACAUGUUGAUUAAGAAGAAUUAUAACUGAGUAAUUUUCGUAACAUCAGUGAGUCAGCCCAUUUUUCUUCUUCGUUGACAGAGAUAUAAACUAAAUUUUUCCUACUUCUAACUGGUUUUAGAUAAAAUUGAAAUUCUAUCUCCAUCGAAUAUUAAACGACGUCUCUCUUCCUCUGAACAUCAAUAUCACUCUUCUAAUCCCUUUGACCGUUGGCGGAGACCACUCUGUCGCGUGUCCUACGAUUUGCGCCAUGCAGAAAGUCUACCCCGAUCUGUGUGUGAUUUGGAUCGAUGCUCAUGGUGAUUGCAACACUCCGAAAAGCUCGCCCAGUGGUCACUACCAUGGCAUGCCAGCAGCGCACGUGAUGGGCUGGUUUGAGCACCACCCACCAGGCUUCGAAACCUGGAUGAGCAAAGAGAGCACUCAGCCGAUUGUGAGUCCCAACAAUUUUUGCUUUAUUGGUUUACGCGAUAUCGAUCCGAGUGAGGCGAAGUUGAUGCGGAAUAGUGAUUUGCACUUCUUCACCAUGCGAGAUGUGGACGAACGGGGAAUAGCGAACGUGGUGAAACAAGCCUUAGAACGAAUCGAUCCGAACAAGCGACGACCGAUUCAUCUUAGUUUUGACAUCGAUGGUUGCGAUCCGUCGAUUGCGCCAGGAACGGGCACUUGCGCCAGAGGAGGAUUGAGCUAUCGCGAAGCGCACUACAUCUGCGAGGAGCUGGCAUUGACACGGCGAUUGGUGAGCAUGUUAUGGCAGCUACUAGUGCUUGUUUAUUUUCACAUUUUUCCAAUUACUAUUUCUUCUAUUCGUAGUGGUCGUACAUACUAGCAGAUACAUCAAGAACAACUACAACGUGCUUGCAGUCGCACAAGUAUCCCACCAGAAUCGUUCCUUCUAACACCGGACCUGGUCGAGAUCAAUCCUGUGAUUGACACGGUUGCCGAACCCGGUAUUCAUGGUGACGACCCAGAUAUGGGCCAAGUCUCUGGCACUGUGCGUUUAGGCACUGAACUCGUGUUGUCUGCUCUGGGACUCAGCACGAUGCAUAGGUGUUGAAGAGAAUGACGAUGAAGAUGUCCUCAGGACAGUUCUAGUUCUGGACGGAGGUUACGAGCAUAGAUUUGGUUGAAAUUCAGUGUUCAUAGGUUCGCAGGUUGAAGAUCAAGCUCUCCAAGUGUACUGUCAAGGUCGUGAAGUUCUUGUCCUAAGAUGAAUGGCACAGGAUUUACCGUCAUACGCAGUUCUUGUUGCAUAUUUUUAGUGUUCCCUUUUGUUUAUCUGUAGUCACAGUUGCAGAUGAAAACGCAUAGUUUCGAUCACGAGAUGUACAUGUAGAUGUACAUCUAUCGCGAGUUUUAAAUAAUAUGAUACCAGCAUGCCUUUACAGUGAGUCAGUCUCGUUAGACUAAUGCUAGUAGAGCUCUGUUCAUUGUGAUAGAGUUCUCCUAGUUACAGGCAAAAGAACCAAUAGUAUUGGAACCAGCACCACCAGGUCGCUACUUAGUGUUACAAGUCCAAGCAGCAUAGGCAUACGGCAACCUCCGCAACUACGAUAUGACGAGGAGCAUCUCCACAACUUUGACGAUAUAUUUGACAGUCUGUUCCCAAUUUUUUGAAGCUGCUGUUAUCUUCGUAGCUCUACUUAUCUUUUAAUUCUGAGGUGGGGGACUCAGUCCUCCACCUCAGAAUUAACCACCUUAAGAAUUAACCUCCGAGGACAUUACCACCUUUAGAAAGACCCCCCGUCGGACCUUCUGAGUGAAGAUGUUGCGGUGUAGUGGCAAAACAACGUGCUCAGAUCUGUCUCUGUGUAGAAAAGGUAAGUAGAAGGGGUAGCUGCAAAUGCAGCGUCUGCAACUGGGAAUGACAUGCG